Menidia menidia (Atlantic silverside) is the source of this 1555-nucleotide messenger RNA. The record is from the annotation of a GenBank genome assembly. NCBI's taxonomy places the organism in Eukaryota, Metazoa, Chordata, Actinopteri, Atheriniformes, Atherinopsidae.
AUGGAUGCUUUUGAAGGGAUUCACAGAGUCCACAUUUCCUCAUCUCCACCCUCUUCAGCCCCAUCGAACCCGGGGUAUGAAGUGGUAAAAGCAGGGAGGUCUGGAAUCGCAGUCUACUCGUCCGCCGUCUUCUUUGGGACCCCCGAUGUGCCGGCAGUCAGACAAAGGUCGAGCAGAGUUACCGAAGAGGAGCGCUGUGCCGUUGGACAGUUGGUAGACCUGGAUCCAGAGCCGGAGCCCAGAGUGGGGGGAGGGGGCCAGGUUGGGCCCACCUCCGGCAAACCCCAUGGCGAGCUGUGCCGACUUCGCAGCUCCUCGCUGGAGAUCCGAGAAAAAGAAAUAAGAGAAAAAGGAUCGGAGAUCCUCAGAGAACAGCUGGACGCUGCAAAGAAGGAACUGAAACUAAAGGACAAGGAGUGCGAGCGUCUGUCACAAGUCAGAAAUCAGCUGGAGCAAGAGCUGGAGGAGCUGACCGCCAGUCUGUUUGAGGAAGCUCAUAAGAUGGUGCGAGAAGCCAACGUGAAGCAAGCGGCAGCAGAGAAACAGCUGAAGGAGGCUCAGGGGAAGAUUGACGUGCUACAAGCAGAGGUGAUGGCGCUCAAGACGCUGGUCCUGACCUCCACGCCCUCCUCGCCCAACCGCCAGCUGCACCCACAGCUGCAGUCGCCGGGCACCCGAGGCUCCUACAAACAGCUCGGCCACAUUCGGAACAAGAGCGCCAGUGGCGCCUUUGCAGCCACGUCCACAAAGCCGGAACCUUUAUCUGUCCCCAUCCAGGACGUGGCUAAAGAGGACCGAGAGCCUGCUGUUCCUGCCCUUCUCUCUCUGAUUUUCUGCCUCCUGCCUGGCCAGCCUGUCGGUUUGAACUCUGACCCCAAUUUGCAGGAGGAGGGCGUGGGCUGUGACACUGGCAGCACACAGAUGGACUCGAUUCUGUUUGCAGAGUUUCUGAUGUGGAAGGAACACCCUAGUCUGGACAGAUCUUGUGCUUUUCUAAGCCGCAUUUACAGAGAAGACGUCGGGCCCUGCUUGUCCUUCACCAGAUCCGAGCUGUCCCAGCUGGUCCAGAGUGCAGUGGAGAGGAACUCUCUGACCAUCGAACCCGUGGCCAUGUCCGCGCUUCCCAUGGUCAAGGCUUCAGCCAUAGAGUGUGGAGGUCCUAAUGGUUUUAGAGCUGCAGUAGAGACAAAAUGUGCAUUAAGCGGCCUUUCACGGCUCUGCAGACAUCGCAUCAAACUGGGUGACAAGGGGAGCUACUAUUACAUUUCACCCUCAAGCCGAGCGCGGAUCACAGCAGUGUGCAAUUUCUUUACUUAUAUCCGCUACAUCCAGCAGGGCCUGGUGAGACACGAUGCGGAGCAGAUGUUUUGGGAAGUGAUGCGUCUUCGCAGAGAGAUGAACGUGGCCAAGUUAGGUUUCUACUUGACAGAGCAGAGCUAGAGGACCCUGACAGAGGCACAACAGGACAGCACCAUCACAGGACUGUAAUUACUCUGACACACGUCUGGGGAAGCUGUGGUGCCACGCAAGUCCUAGAUCAUUAAAUCAGUUCUAG